AUGAAGAUUUACCUUCACAUAUUGCUAAAAAACGAUUUAGAUGUUUUCAAUAAACCUGCUGAGGAUGCUACAAAUGAAUAUGAUUCAGAAGUAUUUAAUAAACCUGCUGAUAAUAUUCAAGUUGAACAUUACGAUAAUGUACAUCAAGAUGAUUCAGAAGUAUUUAAUAAACCUGCUGAUGAUAUUACAAAUGAACAUGAAAAUAAUGCACAUGGAUAUGAUUCAGUUGUGCAUCCAGAUUCAAAAUCUAGUCGUUUACAUUUAUCAAUUCGAUAUGAUAAUGAACAAAGUAAAUUAAUUGUUAAAAUUCUUAGUGUUCAAGGUUUAAUAGAACCUGAACAAGUAUAUUCACCUGAAAUGUGUCUAAAAUUUACAUUAAUUGGACCGCAUAAUAAUGAAGAUGUUACAGAACAACAUAUAAGAGUUUUAGUAGAAAAUGCACCUAUUCCAUGGAAAGAACCAAUGACAUUUUGUACAACAUUUGAGAAUGCUACUAAACAUAAUUUAUACGUUUAUGCAACCAAUAAUACUGAUCCAGCAGCAUCACGAGAUCGAGAGAUGUCAAUUUCAUUGAAUAACCUUGACAGUCAAGGUGAAGAAAUCAACGAAUGGUAA
Molecule: messenger RNA, 615 nt
Organism: Rotaria sp. Silwood2
Lineage: Eukaryota; Metazoa; Rotifera; Eurotatoria; Philodinida; Philodinidae
Source: the annotation of a GenBank genome assembly